AUGCUCCCAACGCCAGACACCUCCCACGUCCCCUACUCGCGCGUUUACGAGCCCGCCGAGGACUCGUUCCUCCUCCUCGACACGCUGUCCAGCCCCCCCGAGCAGCGGUUCCUCCGCCGGGCCUUCCCCCCCGCCAGCCCGGCGCCCCUCGUGCUCGAGGUCGGCACCGGGUCCGGCGUCGUGCUGGCCUUUGUCAACGCCCACGCGCACACCAUCCUCGGCCGGCGCGACGUGCUCUCCGCGGGCGUCGACAUGAACGCCUUUGCGUGCGGCGCCACCAUGCGCACCGUGGCCAAGGCGGUCGACGACACCGGCGGCGCCAGCGGCGUCCAUCUCGGCGCGUGCGUGGGCGACCUCGCCUCCAGCUGGGCGGACGGCACCGUCGACGUGCUCAUCUUCAACCCGCCGUACGUGCCGACGGCAGAGACGCCCGUCCGGCCGGAGGGGUUCGGCAGCGGCAGCGGCAGCGGCGGCGGCGGCGGCGGUGCGGCGGCCGGGCCGACCGUCAGCUGGGACGACGAGGCGUACCUGCUGAGCCUGGCGUACGCCGGGGGCCGGGACGGCAUGGAGACGACGGACCGGCUGCUGGGGGACCUGGCGAGGGUGCUGUCGGCCAGGGGGUGCGCGUACGUGGUGCUGUGCGCGCAGAACGGGCCGGCGGGCGUGAGGGAGAGGAUCCGCGCGAGGGGGGGCGGUUGGCGCGCCGAGACUGUGGGCUCGAGCGGCAAGACGGCCGGGUGGGAGAGGUUGCAGGUCGUGCGGAUAUGGAGGGAGCGCGAGGACGCGUGA
This is a messenger RNA of Ustilaginoidea virens, 789 nucleotides long. RefSeq lists its product as uncharacterized. Gene Ontology annotation, molecular function: nucleic acid binding; S-adenosylmethionine-dependent methyltransferase activity; protein methyltransferase activity. The coding region runs from base 1 to 789 and encodes 262 amino acids. Gene Ontology annotation, cellular component: eRF1 methyltransferase complex. NCBI's taxonomy places the organism in Eukaryota, Fungi, Ascomycota, Sordariomycetes, Hypocreales, Clavicipitaceae. The transcript has a single exon. The record is from RefSeq and is a predicted model, not a curated record. Gene Ontology annotation, biological process: methylation.